Impatiens glandulifera is the source of this 4091-nucleotide messenger RNA. RefSeq names its product exportin-4. Bases 148 to 3627 code for a protein of 1159 amino acids. The transcript has 34 exons. Gene Ontology annotation, cellular component: nuclear pore; cytoplasm. Gene Ontology annotation, molecular function: nuclear export signal receptor activity. Gene Ontology annotation, biological process: protein export from nucleus. NCBI's taxonomy places the organism in Eukaryota, Viridiplantae, Streptophyta, Magnoliopsida, Ericales, Balsaminaceae. The record is from RefSeq and is a predicted model, not a curated record.
AAAAAAAAAAAGUGAAGAAGAAGACGGCUAUGUUUGCUGGUGACACCUUUCCGACGCCGCGAUUCUUCUGAGCUCGUUCUCUCACUCUCUCUCUAAGACGCCGUUCUCUUUCAUCGGUUCAAUCUUUACCAAGAUUCGUCAAACAAGAUGGAUCAGGGGCUAUUGAAUGGUGGGAAUCCAGACUUGCCGCAGCUUCAGGCUCUUAUGCAUAGCAUUGAAUUCGCUUGCAGUUCUAUCCAGAUGCAUGUUAAUCCGAGAGCAGCUGAGGCAACCCUUUUAUCUCUUUAUCAGUCAUCUCGACCAUACAAAGCAUGUCAAUUCAUUCUUGAGAAUUCCCAGGUUGCCAAUGCAAGAUUUCAGGCUGCUGCAGCUAUUCGAGAAGCGGCUAUCAGGGAAUGGGUCUUUCUAUCUGAUGAUGAGAAGAAAAGUUUAAUUAGUUUCUGCUUAUGCUAUGUUAUGCAACAUGCUUCUUCUCCUGAGGGAUAUGUGUUAGCUAAAACUUCUUCAGUGGCUGCUCAACUUAUGAAGAGGGGCUGGCUUGAAUUUUCAGCUGCUGAGAAGGAGACGUUUUUGUAUCAGGUACAGCAGGCCAUUACUGGAAGCCAUGGCCUGGAUGUGAAGUACCGAGGAAUCAAUUUCUUGGAAUGUUUGAUAUCGGAGUUCUCACCAUCUACUUCAACAGCGAUGGGCCUUCCCAGAGAGUUUCACGACCAAUGUCAGGCUUCAUUGGAGCGUAACUAUUUGAAGACUUUUUAUUCUUGGGCACAAGAUGCUGGUCUAAGUGUCUCAGACAAAAUUAUUCAUUCUGAAUCAGCUGUACCUGAGGUCAAUGCAUGCUCUGCAGCUUUGCUUCUUAUGGUUCAAAUCCUGAAUUGGGACUUCCGUUCCAAUUCAAGUGCUGAUGGUGCUAAAAAACAAUUUGCUAGUGCCUUUCAAACGGCUAGAUCUGACAAUUCCUCUCCUAAGAGGUCAGAGUGUGUCAUAGUGCAGCCUGGUCCUUCUUGGUGUGAUGUUCUGCUAACAAGUGGACACGUUGAAUGGCUUUUGAGCUUGUACAACGCUCUGCGACAGAAGUUCUCACAUGCUGAUUAUUGGAUGGACUGUCCUAUUGCAGUUUCUGCUCGAAAGCUUAUUGUACAAUUAUGCUCCUUGACCGGAACCAUUUUUACACCUGAAAGUGGGCAUAUGCAAGAGCAACACCUUUUGCGACUUCUCUCUGGAACUUUAGCAUGGAUUGAUCCUCCCGAAAUCAUUUCAAAAGAGAUUGAAUGUGGAAGAAGUGAAAGUGAGAUGCUUGACGGUUGUCGUGCACUCUUGGCCAUAGCAACUGUAACAACACCCUUGGUAUUUGACCAGCUCUUGAAAUCUACGAGACCAUUUGGCACAGUUACAUUCUUGGCUGUAUUGAUGUGUGAAGUCACCAAAGCCAUCAUGACCAAUUAUACUGAUGAGGAGAGAUGGUGUUGGGUAGCAAGAGACAUCUUACUUGAUACGUGGACUGCAGUUCUUGUGCCAACGGAUGCUAAUCGACAGAAUGUUUUUCUUUCACAAGAAGGAAUUGUUGCUGCUGCUAAUCUGUUUUCAUUAAUUGUUGAAUCUGAACUAAAGGUGGCUUCUUUAACUGCUUUUGGUGAUGACGAUGAAAAUGAAUACCGUCAGGCUUCUGUGUCUGCCAUGGAUGAAAGGUUAACCUCAUAUGCUCUUAUCGGGAGAGCAGCUAUUGAUUUUACUGUACCAUUACUCACAAGAUUGUUCUCCGAGCUUAUUGCCAAGCUUCAUCAGGGAAGAGGAAUAUGUGACCCAACUGAAACUUUAGAAGAACUUUACACGCUGUUAUUGGUAAUUGGUCAUGUGCUUUCUGAUGAUGGAGAAGGCGAAACACCCUUGGUCCCAAAGGCUAUCCAGGUUUAUUCAACGGGGACAGUUGAAAUAGAAAAACAUCCUGUUAAUGAGCUUUCCAGCCUGAUUAUAAGAUUUGCUGAGCAGAGUUUGGAUGCAGAACUGAGGGCAUCAUUUUUCAGCCCUCGUCUAAUGGAGGCAAUAAUAUGGUUCCUUGCAAGAUGGUCUCAAACUUAUCUUUUUCCGCCUAUUAGAGAAAACCAUCAAUUGGAUGGAUCAAAUAAAUCCUGGUUUAGUUUUUUCUUUGGUGACCAAGGUAAACUUGUGCUCAACGUUGUCUUAAGCAUCUCCAAGACAACAUUCAUAUCGUAUCCAGGGGAGAAGGAAUUGCAGGCUCUUACUUGUUACCAGCUUCUUCAUGGAUUGGUUAGAAGAAGAGAUGUUUGUGUACAACUUGUUACCUUAGAAUCAUGGAAUGACAUAGCAUAUGCAUUUGCAAAUGAAAAAUCAUUGUUUUCAUUAAAUGCUGCUCACCAGCGUUCACUGGCUCAGUCUCUUGUCCUUUCGGCUUCUGGAAUGAAAAGUUUAGAAGCAUCAAAUCAGUUUGUGAGACACCUUAUGGGUCCUUUAACGGGUUAUCUACUGGAGAUGUCCGGAAAAAAUGAUAUCAGGAAUGUUGCUCAUCAACCAGACGUUAUUCUAUAUGUAAGUUGCUUAUUUGAGCGGUUUCGUGGAGCUGCCAGCGCCUCUGAACCUCGCACGCAAAAGGCAAUAUAUGAAAUGGGCUUUGCUAUUAUGAGUCCUGUUCUGACAUUUCUUGAAAUUUACAAACAUGAGUUUGCAGUUGUCUACAUGUUGCUUAAAUUUGUUGUUGAUUGGGUUGAGGGACAAAUUAUCUACCUUGAAACUGAAGAAACUGCAGCUGUUGUAAACUUUUGUAUGUGUUUGCUCCAAAUAUACUCUUCUCACAAUAUUGGCAAGAUUUCCCUUAGUCUUUCAAGCACUUUGCUCAGUGAAGCUAACACUGAGAAAUAUAAGGAUUUACGAGCUCUUUUGCAGCUGCUUACACAUCUCUGUUCGAAGGACCUGGUUGACUUCUCUUCAGAGUCGAUUGAUGCACAGGGUAUAAACAUUUCUAAGGUGGUUUAUUUGGGUCUUCAUAUAGUCACACCUCUUAUUUCUUUGGACCUUCUGAAAUACCCUAAGCUCUGUCACGAUUACUUCUCACUAUUAUCCCAUAUGUUGGAGGUAUAUCCUGAAAUGGUUGCACAGUUAAAUAAUGAAUCCUUCUCAAAUGUUCUUGGAACUCUUGACUUCAGUCUUCACCAUCAGGACUUAGAAGUUGUUCACACGUGUCUAAGUUCUCUGAAGGCCCUCGCUUCAUAUCAUUACAAGGAGACAGCUGAUGGUAAAGUUGGUUUAGGGUCACAUGCGACAGGCCAUACUGACCGUGAUGGAAAAUUGCAGGAAGGCAUCUUGAGUAGAUUCCUCCGCUCACUUUUACAAUUCCUCCUAUAUGAGGAUUACAGCAUUGAUCUAAUAAGUUCAGCUGCUGAUGCUCUUCUUCCAUUGAUCCUAUGUGAACAAGGCCUCUACCAGAGGUUGGCACAUGAGUUAACAGAAAGACAGACAAAUCUGAUGUUCAAGUCUCGAUUGACAAAUGCAUUGCAAUCUCUAACGAGCUCGAAUAACCUCUCUACCAAGCUUGAUCGUCCAAAUUACCAGAAAUUCAGGAAGAAUUUGCAUAAUUUUCUCAUUGAAGUCCGUGGAUUUUUGCGGACAAUGUGAUGCAAACACAAACACUAUUUUUUUCUAACAGGUCUAUCCAGCUUUCAUAGAAACUCUUGUGCUUAAUCAUGAUAUCAUAAUAGCUUUUCUUGAGCUCAAAGAGGAGGAUGGGAUCCACAGGAGAUGAAAGUUAAAUGAUCAAAUGUAGCAUCAAAGUUUCUUAUGAUAAACUUGUGACAAAAGGGGAUGAAAGCUUUACAUUUUGGUCCGGAUUUUUUAAUAAUGGUCAACAUGUUGUAUAUUCCAGAGUUUUGGGCCAAAAGUGAUGUAUGCCUAAGUUUAGGGCAAUCAUUUUGUUGCUCCAUUUUUUAAUUCAUUUGGUAAUAGGUACUAUGCUUUCAAGUUAGGGUUUGUUAUUCAUUUUUAAAAAUCAUAAUUCUUUGGAGAUAGGCCUUGUGCUAGGUGCAAGUAUUGAUUUUGGUUGUAGUACAUGUACUAGAAAUAAAACAUUGUAUUUUGUUCAU